AUAUAUAUUUAAAGAUUAACCUUUAUUUCAGUGUGCAUCUGUUUCAAAAUGAUAACGUCAGUGAUUUCUAUAGCUUUAUUUAUCGGCUGCGUUAAUUCAGUUCAAGUGACAAUUGAAGAAGGUAUUGUAGAAGGUGUUGAGGUUAACAAUCAUUAUGGAAGUCCAUACCACAGCUUCAGAGGGAUACCUUACGCUGAACCCCCUCUUGGAGACUUACGAUUCAAGGCCCCUCAACCUUUCAAACCAUGGACUGGUGUGAGGCAAGCUAAGGAGUAUGGAUCUGUUUGCUUUCACUAUAAUUUGUUCAUCGUACCAUAUCCUCCUCCUACGGGCAGUGAAGAUUGUCUCUUUAUUAAUAUUCACUCGCCAAAUGUUACAUCACCAGAACUAUAUCCAGUUAUGGUAUGGAUCCAUGGAGGAGGUUUCGUCAGUGGUAGCGGCGAUGAAUAUGAGCCCGAUUUUUUAAUAAGAAAGGGAGUGAUUUUAGUCACUUUUAAUUACCGACUAGAAGUUUUAGGCUUUCUCAGCCUUGGAACAGAAGACGCUCCUGGAAACGCAGGAAUGAAAGACCAGGUUCUAGCUAUGCGUUGGGUUAAGAAAAAUAUCAGAAAGUUUGGAGGAGAUCCUGACAAUAUCACUAUAUUUGGAGAAAGUGCAGGUGGUGCAAGUGUUUCAUACCACCUGAUCUCACCGAUGACAAAAGGUCUUUUUAAACGAGCAAUAACACAAAGCGGAACUGCUAACAGUUGGUGGCCAAAUACAUACAGAGCAAGAGAAAGAGGUAUUCAACUCGCGCGAGAAAUGGGUAGCAAUGCAACGGAUAUUAAAGAUGUGUAUGAGUUUUUAAAAAUACAACCUGUUGAGGCUUUUGUCAAAAGUAGAAUAGUCGUCACAUACACACAGGCUACCAAAGAAUCACCAAACGUUUAUUUCGGUAUUGUAUCAGAGGAAAAUAUUGCCGGUAAUGAAGUUUUCUUCCAAGGUGACGUGUACGAUACAAUGCGAAAUGGAAUCCAUGAAGGUGUUGACGUUAUAAAUGGAUAUACAGAAGACGAAGGCACACUCUACAUAGCGACAGGAACAAAUAUACCUAGAAUAUUCGAGCAGGCUAAUCAGUUCUAUGAGUUUUUUGUACCCGAACCACUUACAUUACACGUCCCUGUCGUUGAACAAACAAAAAUCGGUAAAGAUAUGAAAGAUAAAUAUAUGAAAGGUGCUAUAGUUUCAAGGGAAAAUGUUGACGACCUUCUGAAAUAUUUCGCAUUUGAGAAUUUUGUUUACGGUGCUCUCUCUUGGCAGAAAUUUGUAGCUAAAAAUAAUAAUAACAAUAAAAUAUACUUGUAUAAAUUUACAUGUAAAACAGAGAUGAAUUUAGCUAUCAAUGCAUCUGCUGAGGCUGCAGCAUUGUUCCCUCAUAGAAUAUUAGUCGGACAUGCAGAUGAUCUCCCUUACUUCUUCCCCUUUGGAAAAGAUUUGGUAGAUAUGAAUUCUGAAACAUUUCAGAUCAUUGACAGGGCGACAACGCUUUGGACAAAUUUUGCUAAACACGGAAAUCCUACUCCGGACAACAGCCUAGGAAUAACCUGGUCCCCUUAUACCCUAGAAUCCGAAGAUUACUUAGAUCUAGGCAACGUUUUAGCCGUUGGAAAAACACCAGAACAAGAAGAGUUGAAGUAUUGGGAAGAUUUGUUUAAUGAGUACUAUCCCCAUGUGGUGCCAUUAAAUAAUGCUCAUCACUUGAUGUCCUCAAGGUUUAAAGUUUACGCAUUCAGUGUUAUAAUCGGCUUAUAUUCAACUAUAUAUUUAUUUUAAAAAAACUAAUCCAGAACUACAACACGAUUAUUUUACAAUGUCAAUCAAUUUUAAAAACAAUUUCAGUAUAUUUUUUGUAAGUAUAGAACCUACACAAUUGUUAUUAUUAAUUUCUUGGCAUUAAAAAUUUUAAUUAAACAUUCAUUAUUUUAAGAUCACACAACACUUUUCUAGACAAAAGGGCUCCCGCAACCUGUCUCUCAGGGGUGCCAUGCUUGUAAACACGUAAACAAACAUAAAAUUUAUCUCAAGUUCAAAAUAUUAUAUUGGGAUUAAAACACUUCUAGGAUUAUACAGGUAAUAACAUAUUAUUUACAAGCAUGCUACAAUUUGUAACAUGAAUAUAAUUUUGCUAUAUUUUAUAAAUGUAAAAAAUUUUACCGAAAAAAUUGCUACCAAAGAGAUUAGAGAUGUUUUUGUUAGACUUAAUGUGGUUUUCACACUUCUACACUAUACUAUACGUAUAAGUCAUAAUAAUUCUAGGGAUAGAUAAUAAACAUUGCUUUAAUCUUUAUUACGCACGCGAGAUAUAUCAAAAUAUUUUUCCUUAUAGCCUAAUUCAUACAUAUAGAAGAUAACAAUGUAUGAAAUUCAUAUUUGUGUGACUUGUGAGAAUUUCAAUUCUAGCUAACGCAUAAGAUUUAAACUUUAAAUAAUACUAAUUUAACGACAAUCUUUUUUUAAAGAUUAACAAAAAAAGGCGUAAGAUGAUAAAAAAUUGUAGAUUCCAAUAUGGACCAAGAUAAGGUAAAACUUACCUAAAUUAUUAAAAAAUACACAGAGAUGGCUACAGGUUAAGGUAAUGGUAACACAAUAUAUUUCACCUAACUUAGUUCAUGGCCUUUUCUCGGUGCUGAAUUUCACCAUA
Pieris napi is the source of this 2680-nucleotide messenger RNA. Its product is annotated as esterase E4-like. NCBI's taxonomy places the organism in Eukaryota, Metazoa, Arthropoda, Insecta, Lepidoptera, Pieridae. The coding region runs from base 49 to 1812 and encodes 587 amino acids. The transcript has 3 exons. The record is from RefSeq and is a predicted model, not a curated record.